AUGGUGAGAGAGUAUGAAGAGAACCUGAGGAUUGUGUUACAAAUCCUGAAGGAGUGUAAAUUGUAUGCUAAGUUGUUAAAGUGCGAAUUCUGGAAGGAGGACGUGAAGUUUUUAGGUCACAUGGUGAGUAAAGGAGGGGUAGCGAUGGAUCUAUCAAAGGUUGAGGCGGUAAUGGAGUGGGAAAGACCGACGUCAGUGACUGAGGUUAGGAGUUUCUUGGGGUUAGCCAGAUAUUACCGAAGGAAGUACAAAGAUGUAUCGUCAUUUGAAAAAAUGCUUUGGUGGCCUGGGAUGAAGAGUGAUGUAGCUACACUUGUGUCUAAGUGUCUGACAUGUCAGAAGGUGAAGAUAGAGCUUCAGAGACCGUCGGGAAUGUUACAGCCACUUGAGAUUCCUUAG
Messenger RNA from Arachis ipaensis, 399 nucleotides. The record is from RefSeq and is a predicted model, not a curated record. NCBI's taxonomy places the organism in Eukaryota, Viridiplantae, Streptophyta, Magnoliopsida, Fabales, Fabaceae.